This is a messenger RNA of Amoebophrya sp. A25, 672 nucleotides long. NCBI's taxonomy places the organism in Eukaryota, Dinophyceae, Syndiniales, Amoebophryaceae. The record is from the annotation of a GenBank genome assembly.
CACCAUGUUCGGUUCAACGCAGGUUUCCGUCAUAGUAGACGCAGCUGAGAAACGGGUCACGACCAUUUUUCAUGGGAAAGAUGGAGACAAGAAGGCUGAUCAGUGCCUUUGGUAUCCUAUACCUGCUAACGAGAGUGCGGAACUAGAGAGUCGUCGAGCAGAGUUGGCAGCAGCGCAGUCAAGGUUUGAGUCUUCGACGCGGAUUGGGACGUCAGCAGGAGACUCUAUUUUGCCUUUAGCCUAUGAAGAAAGUACAGACUCACAGCAAGAAACUUCAGCGUCUGCAAAUGCACCGACUGAAAACAGUUUGUUCCCGACAUCAUGGUCUACAGAAGCCGCAAGCUCAUCGUCAACAAGUAGCUCUGAUGGAAAACAUAAACAACAUAUAGACCGACGUCCAUUAUCAUUACCUUGGGUGCGUGGGAAACGAAUCGACAUUGCUUUGCCAGGGUUGAUAGAAACAGAAGCUACUUCAGCACCAAUUACUAGUAGUGUUAGCUCACGACCAUUGCUAAAUAAUGCUGUGCAUGCAGUACGAAUUCGACGGACCACGUCCACCUCAGCUUCGGGUGGUGGGACUCGCGAGGUCGUUUACUCUGUACAGGAUUUCACUUCGCACUGGCCACCAGACUCGACUUUCGAUCCACCUUUUUUGCCGAAACUGGAAACGCA